Messenger RNA from Aspergillus eucalypticola CBS 122712, 1440 nucleotides. Its product is annotated as palmitoyl-protein thioesterase family protein. The record is from RefSeq and is a predicted model, not a curated record. The transcript has a single exon. Gene Ontology annotation, cellular component: lysosome. Bases 208 to 1248 code for a protein of 346 amino acids. Lineage: Eukaryota; Fungi; Ascomycota; Eurotiomycetes; Eurotiales; Aspergillaceae. Gene Ontology annotation, molecular function: palmitoyl hydrolase activity; thiolester hydrolase activity.
GUUCCAUAGUUACCCGUUAAAUCGUCAGUCACAUGCCGAUCUUACGUCAGGCACCGGAAGCCAGCCCCGACAACGUGACAUCCACCUGUCUCCGCAUCUCCGCAGGUACAACAACACCAACACCAAUACUAUACAUCCAUCUCGACCUUCAUCUUAUCCUCCUCCCACCUACAACUACUGAGCUCCAUCUCACACCGUGACCACAAAAUGCGUCCCCUGACACCAUUUCUCACCCUUCUGCCCCUCCUCCCCUUCAUAAGCGCCCACCCAACCCACCAAGUCCAAACCACAACCACCAGCACAACCAACACCACAACCGAGCUCCGCGCCCUCCCCCUCGUAAUCUGGCACGGCCUCGGCGACCAAUACCAAAGCCCCUCGCUGCAACACCUAAUCAAAGUCGCCGAAGACGCCAACCCGGGAACCUACACCUACCUAAUUCACCUCUCCCCCAGCAGCGCCGGCGACCGCCAAGCAACCUUCCUUGGCAAUCUCACCGAACAAAUCGCCUCCGUCUGCUCCCAACUCCUCCAAGAUCCCAUCCUCUCCACCGCUCCGGCCAUCAACGCCCUGGGCUUCUCCCAAGGCGGGCAAUUCCUGCGCGGCUACAUCGAACGCUGCAACGCUCCGCCCGUCCGCACGCUCAUCACCCUGGGCAGCCAACACAACGGCAUCUCUCAAUUCCAAUCCUGCGCCUGGAACGACUUCAUCUGCCGGGGGGCGGAAGCCCUCCUCCGCUCAGGCCGAUGGUCAACCUUCGUCCAAGGCCGGCUCGUCCCCGCGCAGUAUUUCCGUGACCCCGAACCCAGCGAAAUGGAGGAGUACCUCAAGCAUAGCAAUUUCCUAGCGGAUGUGAACAACGAGCGGGUGGUGAAGAAUGAAACGUACAAGGAGAAUCUGGGGAAAUUGGAGAAAUUCGUCAUGUACAUGUUUGAAAACGAUCGGAUGGUGGUACCAAAGGAAUCAAGUUGGUUUGGAGAGGUAGAUGGGGAAUCUGGCGGUGUAGUGGGAGUCAGGGAGAGGAGUAUCUACAAGGAAGAUUGGAUCGGGUUGAGAGAAUUGGAUGAACGGGGUGGGUUGGUGUUCAGGACACUUAAGGGCGGGCAUAUGGAGUUUGAUGAGGAGGAGCUGGUGGACAUUUUCAGAGAGUUUUUGGGACCCAUCGAGGUGGAGAUUCCUGAUGAUGAGGUUGAGGUCGAGAUAGAUGAGAGGGCGAGGUUGGUGAGCCAGGGAGGUUACUACUACUAGUAUUGGUUGAUUUGAUUCUUUCUUUCUUCUUCUUUCGCUUUGCGUUGCGUUGCUUUUCUUGAGGAAAAUGAGGAUGGUAGAAGGGGAAGAGUCGCGGCGCUACUACGGAGUAAUAUUAUAUAUUAUACCCGGUUGGUUCAAGCCUUUAGUUCAGUUCAGGUUCAGACUGUCUUCAAUUCUUCGCUUUCGCUA